This is a messenger RNA of Pistacia vera, 759 nucleotides long. RefSeq lists its product as uncharacterized. Bases 1 to 759 code for a protein of 252 amino acids. The record is from RefSeq and is a predicted model, not a curated record. The transcript is spliced from 2 exons. Lineage: Eukaryota; Viridiplantae; Streptophyta; Magnoliopsida; Sapindales; Anacardiaceae.
AUGGGAAGCAACACAACAAGGAAUAUGCAGGUGUUGAACUUGAGAAGGGAGUUUGAGUUGUUGAGGAUGAAAGAAUCAGAGAAAGUGAAGGAGUAUGUUGACAGGCUGAUGAGUGCGAUCAACAAAAUCAGGUUGUUAGGAGUGGAGUUAACAGAUAUAAGAGUUGUAGAGAAGGCCAUAGUGAGCUUACCCGAAAGGUUUGAGUCCAAAAUUUCUUCCCUUGAGGACUCUAAGGACAUGUCUCAGAUCACCUUGACUGAGCUUGUUCAUGCACUCCAAGCUCAAGAGCAAAGAAGACUCUUGAGGCAAGAAGACACAAGUGAGGGUGCAAUGAUAGCAAAUAAAAAGGGCAAGCCUAUUAGCAAUGAAGCUUGGCUGAUUGAUAGUGGUUGCACCAACCACACGGCUGAAGACCUGCACAAAUUCAUUAAUCUGGAUAAGUUAUAUAGCUCUAGAGUUAAGAUAGGAAAUGGUGACUCUGUGGAGGUCAAAGGCAUAGGAGAUGUUGCUAUCCAAAUACAAUCAGGUACUAAAAUCAUCCCUAAUGUCUUGUAUGUACCUGAAAUUAAUCAAAAUUUGUUAAGUGUUGGGCAAAUGUUAGAGAAGGGUUAUUCUCUACAUUUUCAAAAUCAGGCUUGUGUUAUAUUAGAUGGUGAUGGAAAUGAAUUAAUGUGUGUGAAAAUGAUGGGAAAAAGCUUCUCGAUUGAGUGGAAGAAACCUGGUAAUUUAGCUUUAACAUCUAGACUGGAAGAAUCAUAA